Molecule: messenger RNA, 1941 nt
Organism: Diceros bicornis minor
Lineage: Eukaryota; Metazoa; Chordata; Mammalia; Perissodactyla; Rhinocerotidae
Product: transmembrane protease serine 11B-like protein
Exons: 10
Coding region: 1-1275 (424 amino acids)
Biological process (GO): proteolysis
Cellular component (GO): plasma membrane; extracellular region
Molecular function (GO): serine-type endopeptidase activity
Source: RefSeq, a predicted model, not a curated record
AUGGACGACUUCACUGAAGAGGAGAUGACCAAACCAGUCACAGCUUCCCGUACAUCUUUGCCACUAUGGAUGAUUGCCCUCAUUGUGUUUGGAGUGUUGGCAAUCCUGGGAAUAACUAUUGGUCUCCUGGUUCAUUUUCUGGCCGUAGAAAACACAACCUACUAUUACCAAGGUACCUUCAAAGUGCUGGACAUCCCAUAUAAUAGAAAUUAUGAAAGGGAGACAUCAACAGAAACUAACUAUCUUAGCAAAAUUCUUGAGACUAAGAUGGUUGAUGCAUUUCAAAGUUCUGACAUUUACAGACAAUAUAUCAAUUCUCAAGUCAUCACACUGGUUCCUGAUAGCAACAGUGUGACAGCACACAUAUGGCUGAUAUUCAAGGCGCCCAGAUCAGUGAAGGAAAACAUAAGAGGAAGAAUUGAAAACAUCUUACGUCAGAUGCUGUGGAACCACUCAGGAUCCUUGACUACAGAUCCUAACUCCCUAAGGCUUGUGGAAAUCAGUAAGGUCAAUGCUGAAAAGAUUAUCAACAACCGCUGUGGGAGACGAGCAAGGAUGUCACCUACAUAUGAUAGAGUCAAGGGAGGUUCCAGUGCUCAGGAAGGAGAAUGGCCGUGGCAAGCAAGUCUCAAAAAGAAUGGCCAACACUACUGUGGGGCAUCUUUGAUCAGUGAAAGAUCCCUGGUGACUGCAGCUCACUGCUUUCAAAAGACAAAAAAUCCAAGAAACUAUACUGUCAGCUUUGGCACUAAAGUAAAUCCCCCCUAUAUGCAACAUGGUGUUCAACAAAUUAUUAUUCAUGAAGACUACAUCCAGGGUGAACAUCAUGAUGAUAUUGCAGUCAUCCUGCUCACUGAAAAAGUUUUAUUUAAGAAUGAUGUACAUCGAGUUUGUCUUCCUGAAGCCACACAGAUUUUUGCAGCAGGUGAAGGAGUUGUCGUUACAGGAUGGGGAGCACUUUCAUAUGAUGGUGAAUAUCCAGUGUUACUUCAGAAAGCACCUGUGAAGAUUAUUGAUACAAACACUUGUAACGCUAGGGAAGCAUAUAAUGGUCUGGUACAAGACACAAUGCUAUGUGCUGGGUACAUGGAAGGAAACAUCGAUGCCUGCCAGGGUGACUCUGGAGGACCACUAGUUUAUCCCAAUUCUCGAAAUAUUUGGUACCUUGUUGGAAUAGUGAGCUGGGGAGUCGAAUGUGGUAAAAUCAAUAAGCCGGGUGUCUACACACGAGUAACCGCCUACCGCAACUGGAUUGCCUCCAAGACUGGUAUCUAAGAGAAAAGCAUCUUGUAGCAACUAUCUUAGCUCACUUUUCCCUGUUACUCCUAAGCCUUAUUUAACAUGCAUUUUAAAUUAGUGUGUACAAUGGCUGUUUUGAAAGAACUGUGGUCCUGAGGGAGUAUUUAUGAACUUCAGUUUUAAACAGACUCUACAAGACAAAAAAAAGAAAUCUCAUGAUUAGUCAAGGAAGGCCUAUGCAAAGAAAUUACUCCUGUCAAAAAUGGACUAUUGUGAUUUGUUUUCUAUUUCGUGGACCUACAUCAUGAUUAUCUCAGCACAGCAUAAAGCUCUAGUUUUAGUCAUUCAGACUUUCUGGAAUUAUGAAAGUAUGUCCUUGUCCAUCGCAAGUUAGCAGAGAGCACUGUGAGAGACUGCAACCAAAACAUUCUGAGAGUUGGGUUGGAACAUGCUGUAUCUGCCUUCAAGUCAUAGAUUUUGUGGAAGGGGUGUCGUUGUGAACUAAAUCUGGUCAGAAUUUAGGCACUGAGAAUCUUUUUUUUUUCUGCUGCGGUCUUGAUCAACUCUUGCAAUCAUUGUGAAAGAAUUGCGUCAUCCUCAAAACUAGGCAAAACAACACAUUUUAGACUUACAGAGACCAGGUACACUAAUUCUUCAGUGUUGAUACAGGUUUCUGUGAAAAUUCUUUAUUUGUAACAUAGA